Linum trigynum is the source of this 417-nucleotide messenger RNA. The record is from the annotation of a GenBank genome assembly. NCBI's taxonomy places the organism in Eukaryota, Viridiplantae, Streptophyta, Magnoliopsida, Malpighiales, Linaceae.
AUGGAGGGGAAUGGACAGUCCUCCUUAAUUUGGCACUUAUCGUCAGUUCGAUUUGCUGCCUUUCACCUCGACAGGGAGCACCACAGCAAGAAGAUGAGGGAGAGACUACUGAUGAUUGGGAUUUUCUCUGGUUCUAUUCGAACACUCUGUCAUUUCACCGCAGGGAGGCACCUGAGGAAGUGCAACCUGCCGUAUCCUCACCACCUACAGUCGCUGGCAUUGGAGAGACUUCAACUCCACAACCAGCUGCAGAUACUUCAGUUCCAUUACCACCACCUACAGUCGCUGGCAUUGGAGAGACUUCAACUCCACAACCAGCUGCAGAUACUUCAGUUCCAUUACCACCUGCAAACUAAGGGAAUCGGCAACAUUAAUGUGAAGUUUGCUUCUUUCUAUGAACAGGGCAAAGAGGGUUAG